AUGGCCGGGCUUGCGAUAGUGGUGGCCGCCGCCUUGGCGCUGUGCCUGCUGCUGGCGCCCCCCGGCCUCGCGUGGUACAAGCAGGCGGCGGGGCCGGCCUACUACUCCGUGGGUUGCGCCGCGGGGCUGUUGUCCGGCUUCCGCAGGUCGCCGUACGCGCGGCGCUCCGAGCCCCCCCGUGGGCACGACCCCCGGGACGGGCUGGCGCCUUUCCCGGAGCUGCGCCCCAGCCUGCGGAGCCUUGCCGUGUGCGUCGAGGACGUUACCCGGAACCUGCAGAGCUGCGAGCGGCUCCCCGACGGCCGAGCCAUGUUCCAGUGCAAGGCCGACGUCUUCCUGUCACUCCGCGCCGCGGACUAUCUUAGCACGUGA
Molecule: messenger RNA, 372 nt
Organism: Globicephala melas (long-finned pilot whale)
Lineage: Eukaryota; Metazoa; Chordata; Mammalia; Artiodactyla; Delphinidae
Gene: NPB
Product: neuropeptide B
Biological process (GO): feeding behavior; G protein-coupled receptor signaling pathway
Molecular function (GO): G protein-coupled receptor binding
Source: RefSeq, a predicted model, not a curated record